UCCCUGCAUGAUUUAUUGUCUCCUCGAGGACUCGUUCCCGCUCCCCCGACUCGUUCCCCCUUUCCCAUCUUUUCGUAUGCAUAUAUAUCGUCUUCCGUAUCUCCUCCCUCACAGAAUCUCCCGCGCAAAUACACCCAUUACCUAGAGACUAUCGACAGCUGUACUCGAUAUUCGUGAAGAUAGUUAACUAGUUACCAACACCUGCCGCUGAGUCACACGGACCACACUCCUCCACCAAGCUGCAUCCUGGUCGCUAUCUCCGCACCCCACACCUCUCUUGUUCAACUCCCGAGCACCAUGAUGGCUCCGGUCGGUCCAGUGCAGAUGGGGUUACGCAGGGACGAAGACCACGAAAAUAUCCACGAUGACCCAAUUGACGAAGAUGAGGAGCAGGACGAGGAGAUUUCCGAAAUGGAUCCCUCCUUAAGGGCAUACCUGGAGCACCAACGGAUGGUGGAUGGAUUUUUGGCCCCGAUAUUCCUGGACGAAGCUGUGCUGUACAAACUAGCCCGUCGAUUUUCAGACGUGUACCGGGCCCUGGCUUUGCAUUCAGAUCAACAAUUCUUACCAACCCCGGUUUCCAAACUCCCCAGUGGCAUGGAGACCGGUAGAUAUUUAGCUAUCGAUGUCGGUGGCAGCAAUCUGCGGGUUGCCUUUAUUGAGCUACUAGGGGAUACUGCGGAUCCGGACAUAUCCUCUACAAACGUGUCAGAGCGACCACUUCGCAAAGCGCAAACGCAGCGAGUGAAACGCACACUCGAAAGGGCGUGGCCCAUUCAAGAACACCUGAAGAUGGACAAGGCUGAGGAUCUGUUUGCCUGGAUUGGGGACUGUAUCGCAGAGGUAGUGGCCGAAAGUCUGAGCUCGGACACUACGAAAGGUACAAUCCCAGAGGAGCUUGAAAUGGGAAUUACUUUCAGUUUUCCAAUAAUGCAAGAAUCUCUGUCAGAAGCUACCCUUAUGCCAAUGGGUAAAGGAUUCGCCAUCACGUCAGAUCUCAACCUGCGAAAGAUGUUGCUAAGCGGAUACGAAAAGCAUACCAGACGUCCUGACGAUGAAAGCGAGCCCUCGUGCAAGCGCCGGAAGCUUUUUGCUCUACCUAAGCUCAAGAUUGCCGCUAUUACAAACGAUGCUGUUGCGACGCUUGCUUCGCUUGCCUACGCCGUGAAAUCGCUGCCCAAUAGCCGUGUUGCCAUGGGUAUCAUUGUUGGCACUGGUUGCAAUGCUACAAUCCCCAUGAAGCUUAGCGCUCUACAUGAAGCAAAGGUGAAACAUGUAAAGUUGAGCAACCCGGGCACUUCCGAAAUCAUCGUGAACACAGAGUGGACAAUUUCCGGGGCCGCGCCACCUCUCAAAGAGCUAGACAUUAUCACCAAGUGGGACGCUCAGCUAGACGCCGCCUGUGCACAGCCUGGCUUCCAACCGUUUGAGUACAUGACUGGAGGUAGAUACAUUGGUGAACUCAUCAGACUCAUUCUUUUCGACUACAUAGUGAAUGUUGCUGGUGUACCUCCCGCUGAGUUACCCGCCAAUGUCACCCGAGAAUAUGCUCUGACAACGUCCUAUGUUUCGGACAACGUUGCUCGUGCUCGUGCAGAUGAGGAACUGGCAACUAAACUAAAUCAAUCGUUAGCUCCGCCCGAAAGUAGUAUGUGGCGGUGGGAUGCUACCUCUGCAGGCGUCUUCCGGAAAAUCGCCAGGUGUGUACAACGGCGAUCUGCCGGCUUGAUAGCUGCGGCCGUUGUUGGACUUCUGGCAUGCGCUGGCGAAAUUGAGUUGAAAUUGGAUAGCCACGAGGGAUCGCCAAUCCACUCAUCUGCCGCCUCACCGGAACCCAACGGCGUUAGCUUGUUCCCUCAGUUGAAUGAUGGCGCCUUUUUCAACUCAAACGGAGUGAAUGGAGGACGAGGACCGAUCGUGCCUGUUAUUUCUCCUUCGCCCACUCCCGCAGAUUGGCAAUCUGGCCCCGAGGAGCUCGUCGUCGCCUGCACUGGUGGGAUUAUCCAGUAUUAUCCCAAUUUCAAAGAGAUGUGCCAGCAGUUCAUUGACCGACUUAUCAUGCGAACCGGGCCGCAAAAGAGCGGAAAGUCGGUCUUCCUGCGCGAGGCGUCAGACGGCGGUGUCAUUGGCGCUGGUGUCCUAGCAGGGAUGGUUGGCAACCACUAGUUCUCUUUCGACCUCCCCUUCAUCAUCCACCUUUUUGACGCGAAAUGAUUUUGAUUUAGCGAGAUGUUCCUGUGUAAAUGCGCCACGAUUUAUUGGAGUUUAUGAUUGCCCAUCUUCUAAGGAAUAGAGAGGGCCUCUUUUUAAGGCGUUUUGGAGAGGCUCUCCACCUGCCGACAGCUUUCUUCAAAAACCUUUUCUUCUUUUUCUUUUUUUUUUUUUCUUAUUACCUCGGUGGCUCUUAUAUAUAGGUGGCAUUAUCCAAUUUUGGUAAAUAAAUAGUAAAUCCAUUUCAGUAUUUCACCCUUGAAUCUUCAAGCGGCUUA
Aspergillus ochraceoroseus IBT 24754 is the source of this 2489-nucleotide messenger RNA. RefSeq names its product hexokinase family protein. The record is from RefSeq and is a predicted model, not a curated record. Gene Ontology annotation, molecular function: mannokinase activity; D-glucose binding; ATP binding. The transcript has 3 exons. Gene Ontology annotation, cellular component: mitochondrion; cytosol. Lineage: Eukaryota; Fungi; Ascomycota; Eurotiomycetes; Eurotiales; Aspergillaceae. Gene Ontology annotation, biological process: intracellular glucose homeostasis; glycolytic process; glucose 6-phosphate metabolic process. Bases 298 to 2166 code for a protein of 622 amino acids.